Messenger RNA from Megalops cyprinoides (Indo-Pacific tarpon), 4097 nucleotides. RefSeq names its product solute carrier family 4 member 2a (gene slc4a2a). The record is from RefSeq and is a predicted model, not a curated record. NCBI's taxonomy places the organism in Eukaryota, Metazoa, Chordata, Actinopteri, Elopiformes, Megalopidae. Gene Ontology annotation, cellular component: apical plasma membrane; plasma membrane; basolateral plasma membrane. The coding region runs from base 226 to 3987 and encodes 1253 amino acids. Gene Ontology annotation, molecular function: monoatomic anion transmembrane transporter activity; solute:inorganic anion antiporter activity. The transcript has 24 exons. Gene Ontology annotation, biological process: regulation of intracellular pH; monoatomic anion transport; bicarbonate transport.
UUCAAAAUCCAACCAAACGGAGCGACAGAGGGUACUUUAACUUGGGGGUGGCUUUUGGCUUUGCACUACGAUGUCCGCUGUAGCCCCUCGGCAGUAAGCACACAAAGGUUAUGCUGCCCAAAAGCUCCCCGCUGAGUCAGAGUGAGAAAGAAAAGGGCUAAACCCAGAACCCACCGCUGCAUCUCGCACGCACGCUCACACGCACGCACAACAGCCGCGGGAGCCAUGAGCGACUCCCAGGAUUCCAGUGACCUCAGUGCCGCCGUGGCCUCUGUCGUCCACGCUCCUGAGCCGACAGCUCCGCCCCCCCGCAGCGCCAGGCGCGAUGAGGAAGAGGAGCAGGACCUGAACAAGGCCCUCGGCGUGGAACGCUUUCAGCAGAUCCUGCACCCUGCACCACGGGUCCCGGACGAGCAGCACCGCAUCUACAAUGAGGAGGACAUUAAGUAUCAUCGGCAGUCCUCUCACCACAUCCACCAGCCCCUGUCCAAGCACCUCCCCCCGGACGGGCGCAAGAAGAAGAGCAGCAAGAAGAAGAGGGGUGGGGGCCGGAGGAGGGGCUCCGCAGGCAGCGGCGCCCCCACCAUCGAGGAGGACGAGGAGGACGAGGAAGGGGAGGAAGAAUCCUGCAGCCAGCACGACGGGGAGGGUCAAACAACGCCCACCCCGGACACCGACACUGACACUCACACCGGGGAAGUGCAGUUCUUUGUUUCAGAAGAUGACCACUCCUCCUCCUCAGCCAGUAAGUCCGGUACCCGCACACCCCCCCGCCGGCUGGACAUUGUGCCCGAGUCAGCCCUGGGCAGGAGCACCUCCCUCACAGAAGAUGCCACGCCCACAGACGAGCAGGACUCGGUGCUGUCCCACCACAAAGGCAGCAACGGCGUUUCCAGCCCGGCACAGGUGGCUCCCGCCUCGCCCCGCUCCCCGGACUCCGCCUCCCCGCCCACCCGCGGCUCCGCCUCCUCCUCCACCAAGCCCGGCCCCGCGGGGCGCAGCUACGACCUGCAGGAGCGCCGCCGCACCGGCAACAUGACGGGCGCUGAGCAGGCCAAGUACCAGCGCAUCCCCACCGACGAGAGCGAGGCGCAGACGCUGGCCUCCGCCGACCUGGACGGGAUCAAGAGUCACCGUUUCGAGGAUGUCCCCGGCGUGCGCCGUCACCUGGUCAGGAAGAGCGCCAAGAGCCAGGUGGUGCACAUCAGCAAGGACCACAAGGAGCCUAGCAGCCGCAGCCGGAAACUGGACCGCACGCCGCACGAGGUGUUCGUGGAGCUGAACGAGCUGAUCAUGGAUAAGAACCAGGAGAUGCAGUGGCGGGAGACGGCUCGCUGGAUCAAGUUUGAGGAGGAUGUGGAGGAGGAGACGGACCGCUGGGGCAAGCCACACGUGGCCUCCCUCAGCUUCCGCAGCCUGCUGGAGCUGCGCAAGACCAUCUCCCACGGGGCGGUCCUCCUGGACCUGGAUCAGAAGACCCUGCCAGGGAUCGCCCACCAGGUGGUGGAGCAGAUGAUCAUCUCAGACCAGAUCAAAGCGGAGGACCGGGCCAAUGUCCUGAGGGCCCUGCUACUGAAACACAGUCAUCCGAGCGAUGAGAAGGAGCACAGCAGCUUCCCCAGGAACAUCUCCGCCGCCAGCCUGGGCUCGCUCAUGGUUCACCACCACAGCACCAACCACAUCGCCCAGCCCGAGCCCUCUGUGACGGACCCGCUCAUGGGCAGCGGGGCGCCCGGCUCCGAGACCGACACCCGCAUCGACGUGGAGAAGAACGAGAAGGAGGCUCCCCCUGUGCUAGGCAUGCACAGGUCUAAAUCCAAGCACGAGCUGAAGCUGCUGGAGAAGAUACCCGAAAAUGCAGAGGCCACGGUCGUCCUCGUGGGCAGCGUGGACUUCCUGGAUCAGCCCACCAUGGCAUUUGUGCGGCUGCAGGAGGCGGUGCUGCUGGAGUCGGUUCUGGAGGUGCCGGUGCCGGUCCGCUUCCUCUUCGUCCUGCUGGGGCCCCCCAGCACCAACAUGGACUACCACCAGAUCGGCCGCUCCAUCUCCACCCUGAUGUCCGACAAGCACUUCCACGAGGCGGCCUACCUGGCGGACGACAGGCAGGACCUGCUCAAUGCCAUCAACAGCUUCCUGGACUGCAGCAUCGUGCUGCCGCCGUCCGAGGUGGGCGGGGAGGAGCUGCUGCGCUCCGUGGCGCGCUUCCAGAGGGAGAUGCUCCGCAAGAGGGAGGAGCAGGAGGUCAAACUCCUGGCCAAGGAGCCCAAGAGUCCCGAGGAGAAGGCUCUCCUCACCCCUUUCAAGCCCGGAGACGACCCCCUGAAACGGACGGGCCGUCUCUUCGGGGGGCUCAUCCGGGACGCCCGCCGCCGUUACCCUCAGUACGUCAGCGACUUCAAGGACGCCAUGAACGCCCAGUGCAUGGCCGCCGUGAUCUUCAUCUACUUCGCCGCCCUCUCCCCCGCCAUCACGUUCGGGGGACUGCUGGGUGAGAAGACGGAUGGCCUCAUCGGUGUCUCGGAGCUGAUCGUAGCCACGGCGAUGCAGGGGGUGAUCUUCAGUCUGCUGGGGGCCCAGCCCCUGCUGGUGGUGGGCUUCUCUGGGCCUCUGCUGGUGUUUGAGGAGGCCUUCUUUUCCUUCUGCAAAGCGAACGGGAUGGAGUAUCUGACGGGCCGGGUCUGGAUCGGCUUCUGGCUCAUCCUCAUCGUCGUCAUCAUGGUGGCGUUCGAGGGCAGCUUCCUGGUGCGCUUCGUCUCCCGAUUCACCCAGGAGAUCUUCGCCUUCCUCAUCUCCCUCAUCUUCAUCUAUGAGACCUUCUCCAAGCUGGUCAAGAUCUUCCAGGAUCACCCCCUCCAGCGCUGUUCCCUGGACAACAGCACAGUGGAGAACUCCACAGGAGUUCUGUCACCGGGCAACGGCACAAACGUGGGGCCUGUUAAGGUGCGGGGGGAGCCGAACACCGCCCUGCUCUCCCUGGUCCUCAUGUCCGGAACUUUCUUCAUCGCCUUCUACCUGCGCAAGUUCAAGAACAGCGCCUUCUUCCCUGGCAGGCUCCGCAGGGUGAUUGGAGAUUUUGGGGUCCCCAUUGCCAUUCUCAUCAUGGUCCUGGUGGACUACAGCAUACGGGACACCUUCACACAGAAACUAAGCGUGCCCAGUGGCUUCUCGGUGACCACCCCAGAGAAGCGUGGCUGGGUGAUCAACCCACUGGGGUCAGAUGGCCAGUUCCCUAUUUGGAUGAUGGCGGCCAGCAUCCUCCCUGCCAUACUGGUCUUCAUCCUUAUCUUCAUGGAGACGCAGAUCACCUCGCUGAUAGUCAGUAAGAAGGAGCGGAUGCUGGUGAAGGGCUCUGGCUUCCACCUGGACCUGAUGAUCAUCGUAACCGUGGGUGGGAUCUCGGCCCUCUUCGGCCUUCCCUGGCUGGCUGCUGCCACCGUGCGCUCCGUCACCCAUGCCAAUGCCCUGACCGUCAUGAGCAAGGCCGUCGCCCCCGGAGACAAACCCCGCAUCCAAGAGGUCAAGGAGCAGCGGGUGACUGGGCUGCUGGUGGCCAUCUUUGUGGGCAUGUCCAUCGUGAUCGGGGACCUCCUGCGGCAGAUCCCCAUCGCCGUGCUGUUCGGGAUCUUCCUCUACAUGGGUGUGAUGUCGCUCAACGGGAUCCAGCUGACGGAACGCAUACUGCUGCUGCUCAUGCCGCCCAAGUACCACCCGGACCACACCUACGUGCGCAAGGUGCGCACGUUGCGCAUGCACCUGUUUACGGGGAUCCAGAUGGUGUGCCUGGCGGUGCUGUGGGCGGUCAUGUCCACGGUGGCCUCGCUGGCCUUCCCCUUCGUCCUCAUCCUCACCGUCCCGGUCAAGAUGUUCCUGCUGCCUCGCAUCUUCAGCGCCCGCGAGAUGCAAUGUCUGGAUGCCGAUGAGGCGGAGCCCACGUUUGACGAGAAGGAGGGGCAAGACGAGUACACCGAGAUGCACAUGCCAGUGUGAGCCAAGCCACACCCCUACCCCCCUCCCUGAAUGGCCACGCCAACCUGCCAGUCACUCAGCCAGCCAGUCGGAGAAGGGCAAUAGGGAUCAGACCUCCGGGGAAAGGUCCC